Molecule: messenger RNA, 1314 nt
Organism: Astrephomene gubernaculifera
Lineage: Eukaryota; Viridiplantae; Chlorophyta; Chlorophyceae; Chlamydomonadales; Astrephomenaceae
Source: the annotation of a GenBank genome assembly
CAUAGCGAAAACGCAACGUACCAAUGGCGAGCUUUAAUUUAGUUCAGACGCCAGCGAGUUGUUGUCCUCAAAUGCGUGGCUUGCGCACGCCGCCUCAGGUGGCGUGUUGUCAAGCAUCUCGCCACGCAGCAGCUCCUGUGGCCUACUCGACGGUGCUAGCUGCAGCCUGGCUGGCCACAGCUCGUAAUCCGACCUCCUUACUCUGCCUAGCGCUGCCAUCCAGCAGUGCUAGCAGCAGUCAGGGCGCUUCCUCGCAUGGUACCAGCACCAGCAGCAGCCGCGAUACACCGGCCCCAUACAAGUGGUCAUGGCAGGAGGACCUCGAACCUACUGCAGCACUGGAGCUUGACCUGUCCGCUGCCCCUACACUUCGAACCAUACCGGAAGUCACUGCAUGGCUGCAGGCAGCCGCCGCCAACGCACCACCCCGUGCCACCCUCACCGCCGAGUCAGUCGCCCUGCUCAAUGCUGUAGUACACCGGCUCUUGCCGUACAGCAGCACCCCUGCCACUGCGGGCGGGGCCACAGCAACAGCAGCAGCAGCGGAGUGUACGACAAGCGAGGCAGCGCGCCUUCUGGAGGUGUACAGCAAGGUUUCCUCGUCGCAGGGCCGGACUGAGCCUGCAGGCGACCUAGCGCCCCCUCCGCUGGUGGCGUCGCUGUUGACGUGUCUCUGCACUCCCCAGCCUGCCGGCAGCAGCGGUGCCAGCAGUGCUAACGGAAGCACAGCUAUGGAGGCAGCGUCUGCUCGGGAGCUGGCUGACUUGUUGUGGGCGGUUUCGGAGCUCCAGGAGGGGCUGCCAUGGGACGAGCGUACGGCAUCCGUACCCUCAUCGUCAUCGGCGUCAUCGCCUACAUCAGCAGAAGCAGCAGCGAUAGUAGAGGAGGCGGCAACGACAGUGCCUGCGACGCUGCAACGUGCAGUGUCAACUCGGCUCCGUAACCAGGACUUCCUGGCUCCAGAUUUGUGCCGUGCGGUGUGCGCCCUCGGCAGCCUCGCAGCAGUUACCUCUGCUAUAACGCCUAGCAGUGCAAACACCGCAGCAGCAACAACAGGAGCGUCGACAACAGGGCAGGGCUCACUUCCUUCUGCUGUCGCAAGCAGCAAGGGCUUUCAGCUGAAUCCGGAUCUUGUGAAGGAGCUUAAUGAGGAGGUCCGGUUCCAGCUCACCGAGUUCCAUGCGGAUUUUGAGGCGUCUGAUUUGGGUCGGCUCAUUUCCGGCAUGGGGCGGCUGGGGCUGGGGGCGGCUGUGGCAUCGGACGAGGAGUACCGCAGAAUUCUCAUGAAGGCUGUGUACGGCAAGACGCGGUCCA